CUUUGUUCCUCUGGAUGCCGCUAAAGCUGUGGUCCAUUGCCCUAGUCUGUAUCCAGCCAGCCUGUAGUAACCACAAGCUGACAGCUGCUGGCCUCUACCGCACUGUGCGUAAGGUCCUGGACAUAGAUGGGUGGUAUGACAUGGCUACUGAGUAUCUAGAGUGCAAAAGGUGCAAGAAGAAGUGUCCAGCCUGGUCUGAGGACAUUCUGGGACAGCUGGACAUUGGGCACCGCAGAAAAUUCCCUGCCAUUCUGACAAACAGGUAUUCAUGUGACUACCGUGUGGUCAUCAUGAUGCGGGAGAGGACCCAGGGCAACAGUGUCACGCAGCUUUACAAGAAGCUGCAGGAGGAGCACAGUGCUGCGUGGACACGACGCACGUUGGAGUACCUCACUGCCUGCGAGCCCUUCGUCGACUCCACCAUCAUUGAGCCUCCAGUGUUCUCUGCCCCGCCGCCGCUCCCGCCCCUUCCUAAACCCAAGUGGCUUCUGUCUGUGUAUGCCAGGGACGUCCUGUCACGGCUACCUGAGGUCAAGGCCAAAAUAACUUCGGUAUUUGGCUCUGUCCUUAAGAUGGACUCCACCAAAAAGGUUACCAAAAAACUGGCUGGUGCAGCUGCCAACACUGCCGGCUGGUGUACAAAUGUGGCCAAUGAGCACGGCCAGGUUCUGGUGUCUGUGCUGACCGCCGCAGAGGGGCAUGGACUGUGGCCCAUGGCAGCGGGUCUCAUGAGGAGGUACAGAGAGGCAGGAGUGCCACCGCCUGUCAUCAUGUAUGUGGACCGGGACUGCUGCAGCCAGCACGCACAAAGACAGUCGCAGGUCAGGGCCAUGUUUUCUGAGUGGAAUGAGCUCAUAGUGCGCCUGGACAUCUGGCACUUCAUGCGCCGUUUUGCAGCAGGAGUCAUCACUGAGGCUCAUCAGCUCUACGGCACCUUCAUGGCUCGGCUGUCGAGGUAAA
Cyprinodon tularosa is the source of this 960-nucleotide messenger RNA. RefSeq lists its product as uncharacterized. NCBI's taxonomy places the organism in Eukaryota, Metazoa, Chordata, Actinopteri, Cyprinodontiformes, Cyprinodontidae. The record is from RefSeq and is a predicted model, not a curated record. The transcript has 3 exons. The coding region runs from base 15 to 959 and encodes 314 amino acids.